AUGUCUGCUCCUGUUGCCUUGUCCGUUGAGGAUCUUGUUGACGAAAACGAAGGAGAUGAAAAUGUGGACGAAGAGGUGGUCGACGAGGUCGUAGACGAGGAUACCAAUACUUUGCAGAUCACCGCAAUUGAGAGGAGUGGUGAGAUUUCUGAAGAUGACAAAAUUGAUUCAGAGAUUCUUGCCACACUCUUUGGUGAUGAGGAGGAGGGGGAACAGGUUGAAUUGAUAGGUGACAAUGAGGACCACAGUGAUCGGGAAGAGUCUAUGGUGGAGGAGGUUGCGAUACAUCCUCUACUCCCUGUCGAGUUCCAUGAUAUGGUGAUGGAUCAUCCGAGUGGGAUACAUAGCAAGCAGGACAAGGAUGGCUUUCAGCGUAUAUGCGCCGGUGUAUUAUGGGCGAAUAAGUCAGAAUGGGCAAAGUUGUUUGAGGAUCCCGCUUGGUGCACUGGUAUGGAUGCGGUUGAGCACACUCGAGAUUCGGUUGAUGUUGCAGCAACUAGAGAAGUCAUUGACCGGCUGACGUUACGCUCUGCGCUCAUUCACCGAUGGCGAACCAUCACAUCUGCCCAGACUUUUGUUGAACGGUUUCUUAGCCGUAUUGACAUUAUUCUGUGGUCCGUAGACUAUGCCAAGGUUGACCGGUUCAGCCGUGGACAAUUAUUUCGCAAGAUGUUCAAAUAUCAGUAUCCUCAAUAUUUCUCAGGGGUUUCAGAGAAAACAGCUUGGGAAGCGGUGGCUCCACAGUAUCGACAAUGGAGCAAGUCACUGCACAACGAGAUUACUGGCUAUAAUCAAAUGUAUGAAAUGUUUAUCAUGAUGCAUUACAUCAGUAUCUGUAUUGCAACCUUUAUCUGA
Laetiporus sulphureus 93-53 is the source of this 855-nucleotide messenger RNA. RefSeq lists its product as uncharacterized. The record is from RefSeq and is a predicted model, not a curated record. The transcript has 4 exons. Bases 1 to 855 code for a protein of 284 amino acids. Lineage: Eukaryota; Fungi; Basidiomycota; Agaricomycetes; Polyporales; Laetiporaceae.